UAGGGACCUGGGGUGGCACCAUCCCGCUAGGGGUGCUCCCAGCUGUGAAUGGCGGGGUCGGUGGCGAGCCGCGGACGAUGUUCGCCCUCCUGGGUGUGGUGACCCUGGUUCUGGUCGCCGGGGAGCCAUGGGUGCUGCCCGCAGCCGCAGGGGGGACGCGGCUGAAGCCUCCGCAGAGUGUGGAAGUGGACAUCGUGGACGAGACCUUCACCCUGCGCUGGAACAGGAGCCUGGAGCCUGCCGGGUCCGCUGGCAACACCACCUUCUCCGCAGACUACCAGAUACCCGGGACUAUGAAUAAUUGGAUAAAAUUGCCUGGGUGUCAGUAUGUUACUGGCACCAAAUGCGACUUUUCUUCACUCAAGAUAAAUGUUUAUGAAAAAAUUAAAUUGCGAAUAAGAGCAGAAGAAGGAAACAGGACUUCUCCAUGGCAUGAGCUUGACGCGUUUAUACCGUUUCAACAAGCUCAGAUUGGUCCUCCAAAAGUAUAUCUAAAAGCUGAAGACAAGGCAAUAACAGUAAACCUGUCUCCUCCUGGGACGAUAAACAGCAUCAUGUGGGGCCUGGACAGGCUAAACUUUGUGUACAGCGUGGUCAUCUGGGAUAGCUCGUCAGGUGAAACCAAAAAGUAUACGGCUUUUUACCCCGAGAUUAAAGUUGGCUCUCUCUCACCAGAGACGACUUACUGUGUGAAAGUGAAGGCAACCCUGCCCCUGCAGGGGAACUUUGCCACGUACGGACCCACGCAGUGCGUGAACACCACAGUUGAAAACGAACUGCCUCCUCCAGAAAACAUACAAGUCGUUUCGGAAGUGCAGGCCUUUGUUCUCAAAUGGGAGUACACGCGUGAGAACGUGACUUUUCGAGCUCAGUGGCUCCCUGCCUAUAUGAAAAAGUUUCCUGGAAACAAUUCAGAGAAAUGGACACAAGUACCGAACUGCGAGCACGUCAGCACCGCGCAGUGUGUGCUGCCUCGCGACACGUCCGGGGUGGGCAUCUACUUCGUCCGCGUGCAGGCGUCCAGGGGCAACGCCACCUCUCCGUGGUCCGAGGAGGAGAAGUUCGACGUCGACAGACUGACUGUCAUCCCGCCUCCGGUCGUGACCGUGAAGCCCGUGAACAGCUCCUUGCGCGUCUACCUCGGCUCUCCGAACGGGUCUGCGUUCCAGCACCACCCGCUCACCUACGAAGUUUUCUUCUGGGAAAACACUUCGAAUGCAGAGAGGAAAAUUGAAGAGAAAAGAACCGAUUUCACGAUCCCGAGCUUGAAGCUGCUGACGGUGUACUGCGUGCGAGCCCGCGCACUGCUGGAGGACGGCGUGUGGAGCCGGGCCAGCGGCUUCAGUGACCCCGUGUGCGAGAAGACAAGGCCAGGACCUGCUCCCAGAACCUGGCUCGUGGGGGGGGUCAUUGCUGCGAUCGCUGUGCCGCUUGUCCUUUGCAUGGUGGCCGCCCUCGUGAAACUGACCAGCUACGUGUUCUUCCCAUCAAGCAAACCUCCCUCCACCAUCGACGAGUAUUUCCCUGAACAGCCGCUGAAGAACCUGUUGCUUUCCACUUCUGAGGAACAGACCGAAAUAUGUUUUAUAAUCGAAAAUACAGAUACUGUCUUUACAGAGGAAACUGGUCAAAUUGACCAGGAUCACAAAACAUACAGUUCCCAAACCAGUCAAGACUCGGGACACUACUCCAACGAAGACGAGAACAGUGGCAGCAGAGAGGACGACGACCUCGGGCAGCCAGAGCCCGGGGCCGCCCCGCGCGCGAAGUAGCCGGAGUCGGUGGCUCAGCGCGAGCCGAGCCCGCCCCCACCAGGACGUCGGGAGGAGCCUGCUGUGGGACAAGGAGCAUCCUCGGAUCACGGUCCUAAAAGCACAGGCAAGCACUUACCCUGUUU
Messenger RNA from Molossus molossus (Pallas's mastiff bat), 1897 nucleotides. It is a transcript of the gene IFNAR1, whose product is annotated as interferon alpha and beta receptor subunit 1. Bases 78 to 1772 code for a protein of 564 amino acids. The record is from RefSeq and is a predicted model, not a curated record. Lineage: Eukaryota; Metazoa; Chordata; Mammalia; Chiroptera; Molossidae. Gene Ontology annotation, molecular function: protein binding. The transcript is spliced from 11 exons.